Venustampulla echinocandica is the source of this 792-nucleotide messenger RNA. RefSeq lists its product as uncharacterized. The transcript has a single exon. Bases 1 to 792 code for a protein of 263 amino acids. Lineage: Eukaryota; Fungi; Ascomycota; Leotiomycetes; Helotiales; Pleuroascaceae. The record is from RefSeq and is a predicted model, not a curated record. Gene Ontology annotation, molecular function: transferase activity.
AUGGAAAAUGUUAUAGCCAGCACCGCUGUAGUCGAUAGCACCGAUACAGUCGAUAGCACCGCUACAGUCGAUAGUGCUGUUGCAGUCGAUAGUGCUGUUGCAGUCGAUAGUGCUGUUACAGUCGAUAGUGUUGUUCAGCUCAAAACACCGGAAUCAUUUACAUUUUUCCCCAUGUUAGAACCAAAGCUGCGCAAUAUUAUAUGGAAGUUCGCCGCCAGCGAACCGAGAGUGGUAGAGGUGGAAAAGCAGGCCGUGGCCAUACCCGGUCUCAUAUUUGGCCAGGAUUAUCACCACGCCACCGGUUGGACGCUCAGCUCAUAUACACUAGUACCGGGAAUCAUGCACGCGUGUAUGGAAUCACGAGCUAUUGGGUUGAAGGUGUAUGAGCGGUUGCCAUCAGCCAACAGGAACUUCUUCAACGACACAUUCAUCAACUGGGGGAACGAUAUAGCCAUGUUCGACGAGAUCUCCACCGUCUGUGGCUGCGAGUUUAGCGCAAGGGGAGAGAACCCGAUCGGUGAUAAAUGCCAAAGGAUCGGUAUUGGACUUAGGAUCUUUAAGCGUGGUACCUCAAUGUCAUUUCUAAAAUCCGUGUUGGAGAGGAACGUUCACUUCCCCAACAUUAAAGAGAUCACUUUCGUUCCGCGGAGUAAUCUCUCGUAUCGGGCAAUGAACGGAAAUAUUACACUUUAUGAUGACGAGAAAAUUGUCCUACCGCCUACUGAUGGAUUUAAAAUCAGGAUCUUUAGGAAAGCUGCGAAAGGGGAUGGGCGCAUGCGCCUGAUAUGUUGA